CGCAUGCACGGUUGCGUGGCCUAGAUCAGUAGUUGUCUACUCUCUCCCUUGGUGACUACCGAGACAGUCUCAGCAUCGGAACGUGAGGAAAGGUUGUCAAACGUUUUCGUUUUUUUCAACAAACCUUGUUUGAAAGGACGGAGAAAGCUGUUUAGCACAUUUAAAUUAAGUUUUGUUGCAGGUGAGCGCUGAGACAGAAUUGUGUUUCGGCGUCGACUGGUCUCAUCGCAUCUGAACAUCCAUUCCUUUCAUUCCUGGCGAUCCAGCUAGCUAGCAUCACUGAGGUGGCCACCAUAAUCGAGCAGGCUGACAACGCACAUCAAAGAUGUCGGGUUACCAAGGGAAAAAAAAUAUCCCUCGCAUUACAGACUUGGUGACAGUCUUUUCCAGGAAGAAAAGAGGUGGCAAGUCUAAGGAAUGGUUCUGAACUGCAUAAACAAAUCUCCUGAGCUGCAAAGUGAUCGUCUCCUCAUCAAAGGUGGGAAGAUCGUGAAUGAUGACCAGUCUUUCCUUGCUGACAUCUAUAUGGAAGAUGGAGUUAUAAAGCAAAUAGGCGAGAACUUGAUUGUUCCUGGUGGGGUGAAGAUCAUUGAAGCCCAUGCACGUAUGGUGAUGCCCGGUGGCAUAGAUGUGCACACACGCUUUCAGAUGCCAGACAGGGGCAUGGUAUCCGCCGAUGACUUCUACCAGGGCACACGUGCUGCUCUGGCAGGAGGAACCACCAUGAUAAUUGAUCAUGUAGUCCCAGAGCCGGGUGGAAGCCUGAUGGCAGCAUUCAACCAGUGGAGGGAAUGGGCUGACAGCAAGUCCUGCUGUGACUACUCCCUGCAUGUAGACAUCACUGACUGGCACAAGGGCAUGCAGGAGGAGAUGGAGAAUCUGGUUAAAGACCACGGUGUCAACUCUUUCCUGGUGUAUUUGGCUUAUAAGGAUGUUUUCCAACUUUCUGACUCCCAGAUGUAUGAGGUGUUUAGUGUGAUUAGAGACCUGGGAGCCAUUGCUCAGGUCCACGCGGAGAAUGGGGACAUCAUUGCUGAGGAGCAGCGUAAGAUUCUGGAGCUGGGCAUCACUGGCCCUGAGGGUCACGUGUUGAGCCGUCCAGAAGAGGUGGAGGCAGAGGCAGUCAAUCGAUCAGUCACAGUGGCCAAUCAGACCAACUGCCCCCUCUAUAUCACAAAGGUUAUGAGCAAGAGUGCUGCUGAUGUCAUUGCCCUGGCCAGGAAAAAAGGUGCUGUGGUGUAUGGAGAGCCCAUCUCUGCCAGUCUGGGCACAGAUGGAACCCAUUACUGGAGUAAGAACUGGGCCAAGGCUGCUGCCUUCAUCACCUCCCCACCACUCAGCCCUGACCCCACCACUCCUGACUAUCUCAACUCACUACUCUCCUGUGGUGACCUGCAGGUGACUGGUAGUGCUCAUUGCACCUUCCUCACCUCCCAACGUGCCGUGGGCAAGGACAACUUCACUCUCAUACCAGAGGGCACCAAUGGCACUGAGGAGAGACUCUCGCUCAUCUGGGACAAAUGUGUGGUUACUGGAAAAAUGGAUGAGAACCAGUUUGUUGCCGUGACUAGCACCAAUGCGGCAAAGAUCUUCAACCUGUACCCUCGCAAGGGACGCAUUGCAGUGGGUUCUGAUGCCGACCUGGUGCUGUGGGACCCAGACAUCAGCAAGAUCAUCUCUGCUAAAAGCCACAACCUUGCUGUGGAGUAUAAUAUAUUUGAGGGCACUGAGGUGCGUGGAGCUCCCAUGGUGGUGAUUAGCCAGGGCAAAAUAGUGUUGGAAGAUGGAAACCUCCAUACCACUGAGGGCUGUGGGCGCUAUGUGAGCCGCAAGCCUUUCCCUGACCACGUUUACAAGAGGAUAAAGGCUCGAAGUAGGCUGACGGAGUUGAGGGGUGUCCCCAGGGGUCUUUAUGAUGGGCCAGUGUGUGAAAAUGUAAGACCUAAGGUCAUGGCCCCGGUCACCUUGGUGAAGACUUCUCCAGCCAAGCUGGAGCAGCAACAACAACCGCAUCAGCCUCCCCAUCCUGUCCGUAACUUGCACCAGUCUGGCUUCAGCCUGUCUGGUGCACAAGUUGAUGAUAAUGUUCCUCGCCGCAACACCCAGCGCAUCGUAGCCCCCCCUGGUGGGAGGGCCAACAUCACCAACUUGGGUUAAGCUCUCCUGUCAACUAACCCAGGGAGCAGUCCUGAAGAAUCCAGCUCAGUUACCAGACCAACCAUCACAAUCAACAGAGCUUCUUCUAUAUUAGUUCCUUCUCUCACUCAGCAGCAUCAUUGUCAAAAACACUAUAUUGAUACAUUUAUAAAUGCUUUCACUUAAUUCAGCCAAAAAAAAUUAAGUAUAGAACUCAAUGUUUGCCAUUACAUGUCAUUAAAUGCCAUCUAGAUUUUUUAAAGGAAGAGUUAAGUGAAUUUGGACACCAAUUGAUGUUUUGCUGCACUGUGAUAUACAGUUGAGAAAAGGUUUGUGAAUCCCUUUUAAUUACUUUUUGAAUUACCUACAUAACUGCAAAAAUGGCUCCUGAUAAUGACUUCUGAUGUGGGUAAUUAAAAGCAGGUGUUCCAAUCAAUGAGAUGCCCUGUCACACAAAAUUCCCACAAUUUGGUUAUCGGCAAAGUCUGCCCCUCAAAAUUUAGUUGAGGAAUAUGGUCAAAAGAAAUGUCAGAAGACCUUGGGAGAACAGUUGAAACUCAUAAAGCUAAGAAAGGCUACAUACGCACCCAAGACUUGGGCCUUCCAUUUGUUUCCAGUCAGACCGGUUGUGUACAAAUGGAGACAAGUUAGUGCCACUGUUACUUUUACUAGGAGGUGCUGACAAAAAACCCAAAGGUAACAGUUAAAAUUCUGCAGGCGUCCCUUGCAUUUUUUCACAUCUGAGUCCAAAAUAAAAAAGAAACUAAGCACGAGUGAGGGUUAUGGGAGGGUACCACAAAGACUGCCACUGCUAAAUACACAAACCGCCACAACACUCCUGGAACAAUGUUCUGUGGACAGACCAAACAGAUAUGUAACUUUCUGGCAGUAGGGCACAAGGUUGUGUUUGGAGGGGGAAAGAACCUCCCAUGUCCCCAACUGUGAAGUAUGGUGGAGAGAGCAUGGUUUCAAGCUGGAUGGCCUGUAAUAAUUGAGGGAACAAUUAAUUCAAACUUGUAUCAGGAAAUUCUACAGGAGAAAGUCUGUGAAAUGGUCCGUCAUUUGAAAAAUAUAAGUAGUUGGGAGAUGCAGUAUGACAAUUACCCUAAACAAAAGAAAUGUACCGCAGAAGGGCUUCCUGACCUCAACAUUAUUGAAAUGCUGUGUCAUGACCUGAAGCAAGCCAUCCAUGCAAGAUGCCUCAAGAAUAUCAAUCAACUGAAAUAGUUCUGCAUUCAGAAAGUAUUCUCUCACUUCUCCUUCAUUUUCUCCAUAUGUUAUGUUACAGCCUUAUUCUGGAUUUCUUCCUCAUCUAUCUACACACAAUACCCCAUGAAGACAUAGCAAAAACAAGUUUUAUAAUUUUUGCAACCCCACGUAAAUAUCACAUUGCAUAAAUAUUCAGAAAUCUUUACUCGAUUCACUUUGUUGAAGCACCUUUGGUAGCUAUUCCCACUGUGAGUCUUUGGUAGGACGCUACAAAAGUGGUACACCUGUAUUGGGUGUUUCUCCCCUUCUCUGCGGGUCAGGUUGUUGGAAACGGCACUGCGCCACACUCACAUUUAUUCCUUGUUCCAAAAGGAAGCUCAACCAGUUACAAAAAAAUCAUGGUUGACAUGUUAUUUUUUAAGCCCAUGCUGUUUGUUUGACCAAUGGUGUCAAUUACAAAAUAAAAGUACACCUUUUUUAGUUUUUGUUCAAUCACACUGUGUUUAUGUAUUAUGGCUUUGGUGAAGAUCAAAAUAUAUUUUAGGAGCCGUUUCUGCGGGGAAUUGAAAAAGUGUUCCCAAACCUUUUCUUUAAAGUGUAGAUAUUUAUCAAAUUAAGUUUAGUCUACAUUGUAGCUCUUAAUUGUAUUAAGAGCUAGGACCUGUGGAUUGCACGACUGUGGCAUUUCAUGUGUCUACUAUUCAACGGCCUUCCUCAAAUGCACAGAUUUAAAUAUGUUCCACUUUUUUAAACUAUGGAGGCAUUUCAUGACGACUGUUCCAUGAUGUCAGACAUGGCAUUUUUAAUUACUGUACAAUGUGUUUUGUUUUUCUUCAGUCUUAUAAGUAAAGGUUUCAUAUGUUGGGUAUUAUUGUGACUGUAGAAUAGAAUUAAGGAAAGCAGAGGAUCUUUCACCUCUUUAAAUCAGUUUGCAGUAUUUGUAUGAUUUAAAAUACCUGUAAUGGUUCUAAGUGUCCUGUCACAGCAUGUCUUUCUAGGUCAGUAUAUCCACAGAACCUUUAGCUGGAACUUUCAAUUUCUACCUUCCUCUAAUUGCUGCAUUUUUGAAUUGCUGUAUUGUUAUCGUCUGGAGCUAUAAAUGCAUUCUAUUCAAUGAAAUACUGUCUUCACCAGGUUCCUGUAGUCACACGGUUUUAUUUCUAGUGACACUGACAGCCAGGGUUUUUCCCUAACGACCUCUCUGCAUCAGGUGCUAUUUGAUUAAUGCUGUGUAUGUGCAGAUUGUGGUGCUUAUGUUUUUCCCCCACUUAAUAACAUCAAUUUAAACUGUGUGAAAAGUUUCCGGGAGGAUUGGGGUCAGCUAUUACCAUUAAUCCACUGUGGUCUUAUGUUACAGUGUUUUAUAUUAGCAAAAGCUGUUGUUUUGUAUAUUUGAAAGUUGAAACUGUGGAAAUGCAAUGUUGAUUUUUAUUAAAAACAGUGCAGUCAAUUUGUAUUUGGAGUGUAACACAGGUUGUUUACAAAACACUUUGGUUUCCAAAUGCUUCAUUAAAAGUGGAUGAAGAUGCCCUGAUAUUAACGCUGACAGUCUGUAAUUUAACCCCAGCAUUACUGUAUCAUUGAAAAUCCAAAGUGCUGAAGUACAAAGCCAAAGCAACACAACGUGUCACUGUCCAAAUAUUUAUGGACUGCACUGUUUGUUUUUUCAAAAUGCUUUCAAUAUCACGUGUUAUGUAUUAGUAAGUAUUGAUUGUAAUAACACUGUAAGAACCAUGUACAGUAUUUAUGAAAAAUACCUGUUAAACCCUACAGUUACCAAGCUAGUACUAGUAGUGCUUUGAGACCCCGUGAAAUCAACAAUAAUUAAAUUCAUUAUUUAUAGUGUGCUUAUGAUGUGGUUUGAAUCCCCUCGUUGUUUUUGGUGGCAUUAGAAUAGUACCCGAAGUCCUAUGAAUAGUAAUGAUGGAGACACGAUGACAUCAUAAUCUUUACUUUCUUACCUAUUAAUGUUAGACCUCACUGUUAGUGCCACUCAUCACUAGACCACAAGCCCAUGUUAACCACUAAAUAAGCACUGACUGUGUAAAAGGUAUGGUAGAAAAGGUUCAGAUCAGUCAUCAGAACAGUUUCUGUAUGCUGUCAAUUAUUUUAUUCUUUCUUUGCCUUGUCGGGUAUACAGUAGUUUAUGCCGAGCCAUUAUGUAAGAAUUCCAUUUGGGGAGGUUUCAAAUAAUUUCUUAUGUAUUAGAACAAACACAAUGCACACUCCCAAAUGUUAUUUGUAAUAUUCAGCAUUUGUUGCCCUCCCCAUGUAGUGAUGAAUUGUUGCCUAUGUACGUUUUGUAGGCUAACAGGAUUUUGAGAUACUUAUUCCUGACAUAAUUGAGUAUGAUUGAUGUUAACUGAAAUGGUUUUAAACAUAAAUGUGUCUACAAAAACAA
Esox lucius (northern pike) is the source of this 5746-nucleotide messenger RNA. It is a transcript of the gene dpysl2a, whose product is annotated as dihydropyrimidinase like 2a. The transcript is spliced from 15 exons. Gene Ontology annotation, molecular function: hydrolase activity, acting on carbon-nitrogen (but not peptide) bonds, in cyclic amides. The record is from RefSeq and is a predicted model, not a curated record. NCBI's taxonomy places the organism in Eukaryota, Metazoa, Chordata, Actinopteri, Esociformes, Esocidae. Bases 418 to 2157 code for a protein of 579 amino acids. Gene Ontology annotation, cellular component: cytosol; cytoplasm.